AUGUCCGAAACCCAAGAAAACCAAGAUUCACCCCCCCUCUUUACAGCACUAACGACCUCCUCCCGUCAAAUCCUCACACUCCUAAAAUGCAUCGGCUUCCAAUCCAAGGCUCAGUUACAAAUCUCGGCCGACGGUCUCCGCGUCACGGUUGAGGACUCGCAUGCCAUGCAAGGUCCCCUCGCAUCGAUCCGCCCUUCCCCCCAAGCUUCCCUUAUACUGACCGGCACUAGGCCACGCUUUCAUUGACAAGAAUCUGUUCAACACCUACACCUUCCAUCCACCACCGCACUUGACGGAGCAUUUGGAAGAAGAUGAGGACCCAGUUGUGCAGUUUGGUAUCAGCUUGACAGCGUUACUUGAGUGUCUGCAGAUAUUUGGCGGAGGGGAUGCUGGCGGUGGCGGGAAAUGGCGAGGCGGCGGAGGCAGAGCUGGGGGAGGCGGAGACGGCUGGUCAGGGGGGACCGCCGGAGUAAGUGCCUUCGACCACGGCAUCUUGAGAAUUGCCGGGACGUGUAGGUUUCUAUACGAGGAAGGUGCUCCUUUAUGCUUGACGUACCUCCCCCUCCACCCCCUUCCCUCCCUUCCGAAAUCCCCAAAUAACUAACUACGAAUGACACCCACCAGCCUAGAGGAACCCCCAAUAACAACCACCUGCGAAUUAACAGCUUACACCCCGGCCCCCCUCCCCGACAUCCCCCUCUCCCCAACACUAACCCGGAAAAUCAUCCUAAAAUCCUCCCUCCUCCACGAUGCCAUCACUGAACUCUCCUCCUCCUCUGCCCUCCUCCCCUCUUCCUCCUCCCUCCUAGUAAUCUUCACAUCCCCAACACCGCCCCACUUCACACUCUCCUCCACCUCCCCACUCGGUACCACAACAGUCCAAUUCAGCAACGACGGAGACCUCCUGGAAACCUUCAUGGUGGGGGAACGUGCAAAGGACGUGUACCGCUUCGACCUCGUCAGGCACGCGCGUGUAGCCAUGGCAGUCGCGACGAAGGUUAGUGUCCGGAGCGACGAGGCGGGCGUGCUCAGUUUGCAGUUCAUGGUGGAGUGGGAGGGGCGCGCGAGUUUUGUGGACUUUAGGUUUUUG
Tuber aestivum (summer truffle) is the source of this 1090-nucleotide messenger RNA. The record is from the annotation of a GenBank genome assembly. Lineage: Eukaryota; Fungi; Ascomycota; Pezizomycetes; Pezizales; Tuberaceae.